AUCUGCAGGCCUACUACAAUCACAAAGACAGCCUGCAGAGCCUGAAGAGCAAGGGCUUCAUCACCAGCAGCGGCAAAGUGGUCUGCUCUCUCAAGGAGUUCAAUGAGUACAGGCAGUAUUUGACCACGCUCAAGCUGGAAGCGGAGAAAAUCAAGAGGCAAGAAGAGGAAAAGCUUCAGCAACAGCUCGCCAAGUUAAAGAAACUUGACGCAAGACUGAUGGCGGGGAGCGACCGUUCUCGCCAGAGCUCCUCCAGUAAUGUGUACUUGGUCUCGAAAGGGAAAGCCAGCCUACUGCAGCCUCAAAAACCAGCUGGCCCACCUUCCCACAAAAGCAGAAGAAACUUUCCCCAAUCUGGCCAGUACAGAAGGCUGAAAGUGACUCCCUCCAGCGUUGAGGUGGGCAGGGAAGAUGCCAAGCUCCCUGAGAGUAUCCAUGCUGUUACUGAGUCCGAGAGAGAGUCACCCGUCCCCGCAGACGGUGUAUUCAAAGCUGCCUCGGAAGAACAGGCUGCUAGAGAAAGCCAGAGGAUUGAAGAGGUGGCUCGGGCAGUGGUGCGGCAAGUGUUUGAGAGGGUGCAGGCACUGGACCAGUCUGUCUGCGUCUUGAAGAGGUCUCCCCAUGGGAUCCAAGAAAGACCGUGUGCAAGUGCCGAAAGCGAGAUGCCUUCAGAGGCAUCUCCUCUUGACAAAGAGCAGCAAAUUGCACUGCUGUCUAAGAAGGUUGUGGCGAGCGUGAUGAAGGCCGUUGAGAAGUUCUGGGAAUCCGGCACGCCCAGUGCAUCUGAGCCAAGGCCAGAAGCCGGCCAGAAGGAGCAGCCCUUGGCCAGGAGAGCAUCCCACGUGGGGAAGCCAGAAGAAAAGAAACCAAGGGAAGCCCUUGAGGGAGCAUUCUCACAGGCUUCCCUUGACAAGGUCACCAAAGAAGCUGUUGGAAGUGUCUGCGACACUUUGGAAUCCUUCGUGGCUUCCCGGGUUGAGCAAGACUUCAACUGAAAGUAUUCUGAAAUCGUGGCGCUUCCCACUGUUGAUGCCUCCAACAGGCAGCCACAGCCAUCCCAGGGGCCUCUCUCACGGGAGGGCAUGAGGGAAGGGCAGGGACUACAAACAGCAUCAGAAGAGCAGAGCCCAGAAGCAAGGCCGGGAGAAACGUUGCCCAUGAUCCCACCAGUGCCAGACACUGAUGAGGUCUCACGCCUGAGUUGCAGGAGUGUGAGGGGGAGCAUCCAAAAGGCUGCCUCCGAAGUUCAGCGUCUGCACACAGAACUGCAGGCCUAUGCCAGAACCAUUGUCCUUAAUGUGAUUGAAGAAGUGAAGGACAAGAUGGAGAGGGAAAUGAAAGCAAAGGCCUUAGACGCCGUUUCAAGCAGCAAAACUGUGGCAAGCGGGAUGACGCGCUGCUUAUCGGAGCAGAGCUCUCAGUCUGUGACUGCACGGAAGCUGGAGAAGAACUUGGGAAGGCGUGUCAGCAAACAGUCUGUGCCAAGCAAUGGGAAGGAGAGCCGUCCCUCGGAGCACCU
Messenger RNA from Anas platyrhynchos (mallard), 1519 nucleotides. RefSeq lists its product as uncharacterized. The record is from RefSeq and is a predicted model, not a curated record. Gene Ontology annotation, cellular component: mitochondrion. NCBI's taxonomy places the organism in Eukaryota, Metazoa, Chordata, Aves, Anseriformes, Anatidae.